UCUCUCUCUCUCUCUCUCUCUCUCUCUCUCUCUCUCUCUCCAUAUUCCCCACAAGAUAGCACAAGGGACCAUCCUCUGAAUAGUCUUGCCACUCUUCAAAAAAAGGACCAUCCUCCAGCCAUCAAAAGUCUCUAACACUGAAGAACAUAUAACCCAGCUGAUUCUAAACAGCAUUCCUCUCACUUAAUUCUUUAUUCUUUGUUAUUCUGUUAUGUUCUCAAAUUUGUUUUUCAUUUUUAAACAUCAUUUUGUGCUUCUUUCAGCCUUAAUAUGUGUGCAUGCUGUUCUUUUGCAGAUUGAUAUUGCAGGCUAAAUGCUCCAACGCUGAAAUUUUAUGCAAAGUGUUUCAUGAACAUUUGAUGGAUGAUGACUGUUCCAAUGGAUAACUCCUCUGCUCCGUCACGGGAGCUUGUUGAACAUCUUUUCAAUAAGAAUAUUGAGUUGGAGAAUGGACUUAGGAUGGCAUCCAAGGCAAAAGUCCCUUCAGAUCCCAAUGCAUGGCUACAAAUGCGAGAGAACUCUGAAGCCAUAAUCCUUGCGGAUCAUGAUUUUUCGGAAUUACAUGAAAUAGAACAAGGUCUGUGGCAGUUACACUACAGGCGAAUUGAGGAGUUCAGAUUGCACAUUAAUGCUGCUUUGGCAUCGGCAGCAUCAGUCACAUCUCUCAGUGGGAAAGCUGUUGUGCGACCUGAUCGAUUAAAGAAAAUCCGCUCUGUAUUUAAAAGUUUCCUUUCAGAAGCAACUGGCUUUUAUCAUGAUCUUAUUCUGAAAAUUAGAGCCAAGUACGGUUUGCCUCUUGGCUAUUUUUCUGGGGUCCCAGAGAAUCAAAUUGCCCUGGCAAAGGAUGGAAAGAAAUCUGCUGAGAUGAAGAAAGGCUUGAUGUCCUGUCACCGUUGUUUGAUCUACUUGGGUGACCUUGCUCGGUACAAAGGAUUGUAUGGAGAGGGGGAUUCUGUUGCCCGUGAUUAUGCUGCUGCUUUGAGUUACUACAUACAGGCUGCUUCACUUUGCCCUACAAGUGGGAAUCCCCAUCAUCAGCUUGCAAUAUUGGCAUCAUAUUUGGGGGAUGAAUUAAUGGCUGUUUACCGGUACUUUCGGAGUUUGGCAGUGGAUACCCCUUUCUCAACGGCAAGGGACAACUUGAUUAUAGUAUUUGAGAAGAACCGUCAGAGUUACUCCCAACUCAGUCAGGAUGCGAAAGUUUCUUCAGUCAAGUCUGUGCCUGUGCGAAUGAGUGGGAGAGGAAGAGGGAGAGGGGAAAUGAGAAUUCCAUCUAAAAAUGGUAAUAUGGUAACUGCACCUCUAAAAGAAACUGCAUUCAGUAUUCCAGAGACUUUUAAGGCCUUCCGUCUUCGGUUUGUCCGGUUAAACGGCAUUCUUUUCACUCGCACAAGCUUGGAAACGUUUGGAGAAGUUCUCUCUUUGGCAAUCAGGGAUCUGGAUAAUCUUCUUUCUUCUGGGCCUGAAGAAGAGCUAAAUUUUGGUUCAGAUGCUGCUGAAAAUGGGCUUUUCAUUAUUAGAAUGGUCUCCAUUCUCAUAUUCACAGUUCAUAAUGUGAAUAAGGAAUCUGAAGGCCAGUCCUAUGAUGAAAUCUUGCAAUGUAAGGUUCUGCUUCAGAAUGCAUUUACUGCUGCCUUUGAGUUCAUGGGCCAUCUUCUCAAAAGAUGCAUGCAGUUACAGGACAUCUUGUCAAGCUAUUUGUUACCUGCUGUCCUAGUUUUCAUUGAGUGGUUAGCCUGUCAUCCAGAAAUUGCAGGCGGUGAUGUUGAUGAAAAACAAGCGACUGCUAGAUCAUUCUUCUGGGCUCACUGCAUAUCUUUCUUGAACAAACUUAUACUGAGUGGACUGGUAUCCAUUGAUGGUGAUGGAGAUGAAACCUGCUUCUCAGACAUGAGCAGGUAUGAUGAAGAUGAAACUGGCAACCGGCUCGCACUCUGGGAAGACUUUGAGUUGAGGGGAUUUUUACCUCUUGUCCCAGCACAACUCAUAUUAGACUUUUCAAGGAAGCAUUCGUUUGCAAGUGAUGGUAGCAACAAGGAGAAAAGAGCACGUGUGCAACGUAUCCUAGCUGCAGGAAGGGCUCUCAUGAAUGUGGUCAAGGUUGAUCAUCAGGGAAUAUGCUUUGAUAGAAAACUGAAGAGAUUUGCUAUUGGGAUUGAGCCUCAAAGAUCUGAGGAUGACAUGGUUUCUUCUCCUAUAGAUGUGUCCAUAUCAAAUGGUAUGAAACAAGGAGUGGUGGUUGAUAAAACAAUGAAAUUAGGAGUUAUGCAAUCAAAGGAACAGUUGUAUAUGGAAGGAGAAGAGGAGGAUGAGGUGAUCGUCUUCAAGCCCACGAUAGCUGAAAAACAUGCUGAUAUAAGGGCACCAAAAUCAGCCGCUUAUGAGAUUCUUAAGCCUGUGGAAUCUUCUCAAGGUGACUCUAGCUAUGCUGAAGCAUUUUCCUGGCCUCCUAAUAAUCCUCUGCUGCAGACUGCUGCUUUAAAUGCCGGUUUAGGAUCAUCAAUGCGUUUUGCUAAUGUGGUUUCACAGCCUCUGCAACAGAUUUAUCCAAGCACCACUUCUAAAUUGAUUGCGGAGAAACCAACCUCUUUUUCUGAUGGACUGAGAAACUUGAGCAUUGCUGGAAAUGGACUUGUUGCUAAGUCGAGUUUGCAGGAAGAUUUUAUCAGUUCACAGCCUCCUGCAUUUUCACUUCCCUCUUCGCUUUCUGCAACUGGAAAUGGACUUCAAUGGAGUUUGCAGGAAGAGUUGAGUGUUUCACAGCCUCCUGCAUUUUCACUUCCCUUUUCACUCUCUGCAAGUGGAAAUGGACUUGUUUCUAAACCUAAUUUGCAGGAACAAUUGAGUGUUUCACAGCCUCCUGCAUUUUCACUUCCCUCCACAAUGUCUUCAACUGGAAAUGGAUGUGUGGCUAAAUUGAAUUUUCAGGAAGAGUUGAGCGUUUCACAGCCUCCUGCAUUUCCACACCCCUUUCCAGUGUCUGCAAAGCUCAAUACUGGGGGUAUUGUAUCUCGACAGACUGGAGUUUCAGAAGCUGUGAUACCAUCAAAGCUUGAUGCCAUAAUGCUUUCCAGUGCCAGUAAUGAUGAUCCAAUUAUUAAGCUUCCAAACUUGCAAACAAGUUCAAGAAGAAGUCCAGUGAGCCGGCCCAUUAGACACUUUGGUCCUCCACCUGGUUUCAACCCUGUUCACCCAAAGCAAUUAAAUGGCUCCAUGGGCGCAUUGUUCAAGAAUGAGCAUCUGCUGGUGGAUGAUUAUAGUUGGUUAGAUGGAUAUCAGUUGCCGUCAUUUGAAGGCACAGUGCCUAAAAAUUCCCUGAUUCACAUGGGACAUACGCACCUUCAUGUUAAUGGUCACAGUGAGAUCUUGACUGGUAUGACUUCGACUGGUAUGACGAGCUUUCCUUUUCCUGGAAAACAUGUUCCUACCGUGCAGGCCCAAGCUGAAAAUCAGAAGAAGUUUACUGAUUAUCAGCUCCUUCAGCAUCUGAAGCUUUGUAGGGAACAUCAGCUCCAUCAAGGAAACCAACAGUCUGCUCCACUUUCAGAGCAAGAUCAAGGACAGUCUCUGUGGUCAGGCCAGUUCUUCGUGUGAGAUCCUUUGCAUCAGAGAAUACAUGGUCGUCAAGAAUCUGUUGGGGUGAUGUGAUGAUCAGCCGCCUGCUGCUACUGAGUUCAGCCUCCACCUCAAUGGACCUUCCAAUAUUAACUUUCUGUCAGAGCACAGAUUGUUGUGGGAGCAUUUGCAGGUACCUCCC
Messenger RNA from Magnolia sinica, 3757 nucleotides. RefSeq names its product nonsense-mediated mRNA decay factor SMG7-like. The record is from RefSeq and is a predicted model, not a curated record. The transcript is spliced from 6 exons. Gene Ontology annotation, cellular component: telomerase holoenzyme complex. Gene Ontology annotation, biological process: nuclear-transcribed mRNA catabolic process, nonsense-mediated decay. Lineage: Eukaryota; Viridiplantae; Streptophyta; Magnoliopsida; Magnoliales; Magnoliaceae. The coding region runs from base 364 to 3594 and encodes 1076 amino acids. Gene Ontology annotation, molecular function: protein binding; telomeric repeat DNA binding; telomerase RNA binding.